Melanaphis sacchari is the source of this 3676-nucleotide messenger RNA. RefSeq names its product early growth response protein 1-B-like. NCBI's taxonomy places the organism in Eukaryota, Metazoa, Arthropoda, Insecta, Hemiptera, Aphididae. The coding region runs from base 746 to 2812 and encodes 688 amino acids. Gene Ontology annotation, biological process: regulation of transcription by RNA polymerase II. Gene Ontology annotation, molecular function: RNA polymerase II cis-regulatory region sequence-specific DNA binding; DNA-binding transcription factor activity, RNA polymerase II-specific. The transcript is spliced from 3 exons. The record is from RefSeq and is a predicted model, not a curated record.
UGCGGACGCGCGCGCACAUGAAAUUUGUACCUACGUAAUAAUAUUAUUAUCGCGCGCGUAUUUGUCAUUAGACCGCCGCUGCGGUCGUCCGCAUGCACGCCGCGCGCAACGCGACCAAAACAUAAUAUUAUUAUCGUCUCGUCCGUCGCGUAUUCCGCGUGGACUGCAGUGCCGCCACCGCCGCCGUCGUAUCGUCGUCGUCGUCGUCAAAACGUAUAUUAUAAUAAGUGUAUAAGUGUGUGUGUGUGUGUGUGAGCGCGCGCCCGCGUGUGCGUGAGUUUCGAAUCUCUUCUUCGUGCGGUAGUACCCCCCACCCGCCGGAUUCGUUCGCUUCUGUGGACGUAAACGCCGGGUCACGCACGCGCUCGCGGUUUUUUUUUUUUGUUUUUUUUGUCGAUUACAUUAUUGGUUUUUCGAAUUUUCGUUAACCUGUGUGCGUCGUCGUCUGGUCGGUCGACGAGGUGCGUUCUCGUCGUGUCACGGUACACGAUACCGUAAUAAUUGUACCUAUUGUUAUUGUUAAUAUUAUUAUUAACGAUACGCGACAAUAAAGGAAUCUCGUUGUAAACAUAAUAAUAAUAAUAAUAAUCGGUUUGUACAUGUACGACUGGUCGUCAGAAGACAGUACGCGUGAUCAAUCCGAUAUACCGGUCGCGGGUACCCGAUGGUCGGCGGCGUCGCCGUGCGCAGCUGACGCUGGCCAUGGUGGUCGCGACGGACGCGAGACGGCGAAGUUGCGCGGGCUAUGAAAAAGAAUGUUGGCGUCGACGGCGGAGGCGAACGCAAGUCCCUGCGGAACAGGCGCCGUCGGGGGUUGGACGGUGACGGGCAACCGCCAUCUCCAUCGCCGGCGACUCCACCGCCGCCGACCGCAGCCACGGCCACAGUCACCAGCGGAGCGCUGCACAGUCUUCAGGCGGUGGCGGCCGCGUCUUCGUCGGUAGCGGCGGCGGCGGGGUCGGCGGUCGUGGUAGUUGACGGAAGGGAUCCGACGACGGCCGUGAACACGACAGACGAUUGGCUAUUCGCCGAUUGGUUAGACAGCGGUGGUGGCGGCGGUGGCGGCGGGAGCAUAACUGCAACAGGUGUCCCGGAGCAGCACCAACACCAGCACCAGCAGCACCAACAACAGCCCGAAGCCGAUAUGAUCAUGGAGUGCGGUGCCCUCGAGCCCGGCGUCGGGCCGCUCCAUCAUGCGCAUCACCACCAUCACCACCAUCAUCAUCACCACCCGUACUUGUUGGCCGAGUCCGCGGCCGCCGUCACCACGGCCACCACGGCCGCUGGGCACUUCAACGUGCUCAGCUUCGAAACGUACAAAGGCGGCGUGGCCACCGGCACGGGUGGACACGUGGGCAACGGCGGACACGGCACCGGCAACUCGGCGUGCCACAGCCCGGCACAGGGAAACGCCGGCACCGAUCUCAACACGCCCGUCACAACGAGCGCCGAAGUACCUUCGUUUUUCGGCCCAUCCACAGUCGUAGAACCGCCACUCAUAACAGGAUCAUUGCAAGACACUGAUGAAAAUGUUAGCAAUAGAAAUGCUAUAGAACACAAGCUAGAGGUAUCGCUUCAAUUGAAAACAGAAGCAAUCGGAGGUGAACCGGAACAGGACGAUGCUGGCCAAGACGUCAUGUACACAACUAACUCUAGCAUACCAUCAGGGCAGUCCAGGAUUAGUUAUAGGUUCUCAACAAAUAGUCCUAUGCAAACAGCUCCGUGCUCAACUAGUUCCUCAAAUAACAAUAAUAACAACCACCUCAGCACAUCUUGGCUUUUGCCAAGCCCAGACAAGAAUAUAUUUCCACCUUUGUUCAACCUGCUCCAACCUCAACCGUCGAGCACGCCCACCUCAUACCACAGCUCCAGUCCUCACUACGAAGACAGAUCUCAACAAAGUCAAGUAGAAUUGCUUGGAAUGAGUAUUGACUGUGGUAAACAAGCACCACCCACAUAUGCCGGUUGCGGAGUGACUGGAAACGAUCAAGAUCUCAUAUACCACAACCGUGGUCAAAUGAUGCAACAACAGUCAUCACCAGUGAACAAAUACCAUUGGUUGGAUUCGCCGGUCGAAUACGGGGGACAGCAUCAACAACAACAACAACAGCAGCAGCAGCAACAGCAGUUACAGUCUCAACAACAACAACAACAACAAAUGAUUCCCAAGCAAGAGUUCAACGUAGUAAACGUGGACGUCCAGUCACCAGGUUCGUCGAGCGUGUCGCAAGGUGGCUACAGCGUCCAGCUAGCUGAAUAUAACCCAUCGACAAGCAAAGGUCACGAAAUACUAUCGCAAGUAUAUCAGCAGUCUUCGCUACCGCUGAAGCUAGUGCCAGUGAAACCCCGGAAAUACCCAAACAGACCUAGCAAGACGCCAGUGCAUGAGCGACCAUAUGCAUGUCCAGUGGAGCAUUGUGACCGUCGGUUUUCUAGAUCGGAUGAACUUACAAGGCACAUUCGCAUACACACGGGUCAAAAACCGUUCCAAUGUCGUAUAUGCAUGCGAUCGUUCUCCAGAUCUGACCAUCUUACGACUCAUAUUCGAACACACACUGGUGAGAAACCGUUCACAUGUGACGUGUGCGGUCGUAAAUUCGCGAGAAGCGACGAAAAAAAGAGACAUGCAAAAGUUCAUUUGAAGCAACGGACGAAAAAAGAAACCAAAAUGGCAGCGUUGCUAGCUCAACAACAACAGCAGCAGCAACAGCAACAGCAACAGCAACAGCAACAGCAUCAGCAACAACAAGGAUCGUCGCAACAACAUAUGCAUCACAUGGGAUUCCAAACCGGCGACACUGGUCACAUGUAAACUCAAUCAUAGAAAUAUGUCUUUAUUUAUUCCCUUUUAUUUAUUCUUCAUACGCUAGGGUGCUUAAAACCUAAAGGUAAGCACGGAAGAAACCACUGUUACCAUUUUUAGUUACACUACCAAUGUAUGAGUCACUCCAUCUUACGAUACCUAUCUUAUUAUUAGUAUUGGAUUACAGAGUAUUUAUACCGUCGGCAAUGAAGUCGCCAAAAUCAAAACAGGGACAUAACUAUAUUUGUAAUAAUUAUUGGUGCUACACGAUUUGUAUCUUUAAAGUGGAUCAUCUUGAAUGUAGAGUAUGCCAUCGUAGAGUAAAACAAGUCUGUUUGGUAUUUGUCAAGUAGUAAGGAUUUACAACAUCUAACAACGCAAUAGGUAUUUUUACUUAUUCACCAAUCUAUGAAACUUAUAAAUUUGUCAAUCCAAAUAGGUGAAUUCGUAAAUUUAGUAAUGUAUUCCGUAGUUAAGCCGUGUUUCUCAUGUUGUGUAAAAAAAAUGUUUAAUAUUAAUUUUGCUCCUGGUUCCCAGAUUUAUAGCAAUUGUGUCGGUUCGAGGAAACAAACUCAUCGAAGUACCUGAUUAAACCAUGAUUAAAAUAUAAUGCACGAAUACAUUCCUUGCUAAAAUACACUGUUGGGCUAUAGAAUAUCCUGAGAUUUUUAUUUUAGCAUAAUUAGUAUGUAUUAUUUUAUCUUUUGCAUUUAUUUUAUUUGCUUUUUAUCAAUAUAACUGUAAUUUUCAUUAUUAUUAUUAUUAUUAUUAUUAUUAUCAUUAUGGUAUGCCUGUUUUGCAUUCCAACAUGUAUUUUUACUGGUAUUUCUGUUAAAAAUUUUAUUUUAUGGACAAAUUUAAAUUUGAAGGCUA